AUGGGUUCUAUCAUUGUUUUUGUUGCCCGGGCCAGUCCUCAAGAAGCUUCUGAUCAAAAGCUUGCGCGAGACAGACUGCGCGAAUCUCUAAAUCUGGUCAUCCAAAACUACGAGCACUUCUAUGGUUGCACUUGUCAAUCUCCUCGCUUCUACACUUUCAUCCACGAUUCUGAUCAGCCACUGCGUUCUGGGGGAUCCGUAUUCCAAUAUUUUGCCAACUUACUGGAUGAAGGUCAAGACAAAGGCUGUGAUGUGACUCUCGUUCUGAACGGCUGGGACACCCUGACUGUCGAUAAGAUGACAUUUGUCCGGUUGUUUGGCCAUGUUUCGGCUUUUGACAUCGACGUGAACGUUAAGGUCUUCGUUAAUCAAGCUGGAUCAACCAACCCUUCCCAAUUCUUCAAUAUCAACCCUACUGAAGCCUGUGCCCUUCUCACUGGUGACCUUGAUCCGACAAGAGAUGUUUAUUCCGAUGACGAUACACGGUUUUUUAUUCAUACCAUCAACAACAUCAGCGCUGAUAUGUACCUACGGAACCAUUCAGAAGAGGAGGUCCGACGGCUAUUGAUCGGGGAUGAAACACGCAACGACUAUCCUGGGUGGUCCGGGUCCCGCCAUUAA
Molecule: messenger RNA, 621 nt
Organism: Penicillium samsonianum
Lineage: Eukaryota; Fungi; Ascomycota; Eurotiomycetes; Eurotiales; Aspergillaceae
Exons: 2
Coding region: 1-621 (206 amino acids)
Source: RefSeq, a predicted model, not a curated record